Molecule: messenger RNA, 2781 nt
Organism: Mixia osmundae IAM 14324
Lineage: Eukaryota; Fungi; Basidiomycota; Mixiomycetes; Mixiales; Mixiaceae
Exons: 6
Molecular function (GO): metal ion binding; mRNA binding
Source: RefSeq, a predicted model, not a curated record
CUAGCGCCCCUUCACUGGCUGCUUCUGCGAGGUAGUUCGCCCGGGGAUCGAGCAAAGAGAAGCAGCCUGUCCAGCGCUUCGGUGCAGCAACGUUUAACGCCAAGGCACACCCUGACUUGGGCGCGACACUCAAAGGACUUCAACAGGCUCAACAGGACCUGUAGGCUCAGUCGGGCCGCUGCAGAGCAGUCGGACAAAGGUGCAUGCAACAAGAUGUGCAAGGACGAGCACUCUCCCACGAUUUCAUCAGCCUCGCUCGAGAUGUCCAGCGCUAUGCAGACUCUCACGCUCACCGCUGCUGAUCUCACUGCAUCAAAGGCUCGUCGCUCCGACAAGCAAGAGAGCUCACGCUCGAGAGUUUCAUCCUCUGCGUCUGGCUUGACGAGUUCGAGCUCAGACGUGUCUGUCUAUUCCACGCCUGGCAUCGAUCCCAACGAGACCUCUUCUGCUCCUUCAUCACCUCACAGUCUCUUGGAAAAGUCGAAUGGAACGGCCACGCAUGCAGACACGUCUUAUACCACGCCUGCUCUCUCGUUCAGCCUUUCGUCAGCUUCGGAGUCGAGUCACGCCUCUUCUGUUCUCGCUCCCGCCGUUUGCUCUGUUUCGUCUCACCCGACGAGCAAGCACGUUCAGGAGACCCACAGCUUCACAGUCGCUACGCUGCCUCGCCGUCAGCCUCAAGAGCAGUCAUCACCCGCCAAGCGAUUUGAUCACGGUCUCAGUCAGCUCGACAAGCUCGAACGUACACCCGGCUCGCCCUCGCCGCUUUGGAAACUCGGCGAGAAUGGUCAAUUGAUUGACGAGUCGGCCGGCACGCAGUACGAGAUUGCAGACGAGAUCCUUCAACUCCAAUCGGACUACUCGCCUUCUCAAUCGCGCUACUCAUUCAUACAAGACAAGCGCACAGGUCAGGACUCCUCUUCGACGUUGACUGCCACUGCAAAGGCAUUCGAGACGCGCUCGAGCCUUACAGGCAACACGUCAUCACAAGAAUUGCCCAAGUCCAACGAUGCCUGGUCCAUUUGGGAUGACUACCGUCAGUUCAAACAGGCCACCACUUCCUCCGGCGACAGCUCGCCUUCCAAUGCUUCGGCCGUCUCGUUCACUUUGCAGCCACCGGUCGCGCCGCCCUCGAUCCACUCGUCGAUCAAGACAGACGGCACAUCGACGCCCUUUGCAGAAGAUCUCGACCCUCUUGCUGCUGCCCAGCAUCAUCUAGAGCUCGAUGCCGCUUUCAAGGCUCUUCAGAUGCAGGCUCGCCAGCGUGCCGCGCAGGCUACAUCGCUCAAUUAUGCAAACGCUGCAGACCAAGUCUCGCUCGCUCACGCUCUUGCACAAGUCCAAGCGAGUUCCUUUGCCCAGAGUGCUCCUCGUCAAGGCAAUGUGCCUACUGUCACUGCGGCAGGACUCGCCGCUCUGGCUCGCAGCAGCGGCAUGGCGCCUUCUACGCUUCAUUCUGCCCCCGAUCAGCUCGCUUCUGCCGCUCGUACUUCGAGCCACUUGCACAGCACUUCAGAACUUCACAGGCUCGAACAAGAAGCGCUCGAUCAGCAGAUCUAUCAAGCUUCGCUCUAUUCGCCGCCCUUGCCCGCUUCGAGCUAUAUCCAGCAAGCUGCCGCCCAAUCGCCUCGUCUUGAGACCACCUUCAGAGAGGCUGCCUCGCGUGCUUCCUCGGAGAGUGAUGCUACGGCUCAGUGGUACGCUUCGGCGCUCGCUUCGAUCGCAGCAGGUUCGCGUGACACGUCGUUGCUCACUGCGCUCUCGAACACGCUCGAUGAAUCGUCAGGCUGGGGCUCCAAAGAGAUUGCCCAACUCGACGAGUACUUGCGCAUUGCCAAUCUUCGCGCGGCAUACGAGUCGAGCACGGGAAAGCUGUCUGUCAAUCCCGACGAGCCUCUCGGACCUAGCCCUAACAAUCGCAAGUUUGCGCUCUACAAGACUGAGCUCUGUCGCAGCUGGGAAGAGAAAGGCGCUUGUCGAUACGGCAAUCGUUGUCAAUUUGCUCACGGUCAGAAGGAGCUUCGCAUCGUCAGUCGCCACCCUCGCUACAAGACCGAGUGCUGUCGAAGCUAUUGGGUCACAGGACAAUGUCCUUAUGGCAAGCGCUGCUGCUUCAUUCACCACAGCAUGCCCAAGCCAGGCGAGCCCACCACCGAGGUCAACCUCUGCGAGCCCCGCGAGCGCACUUCGUUCGAUGCCGAGCCUGUCUCACGCCUGCACAGUCGUAUGCUCAGCCAGUCAUCAAUGAUGUCCUCAAAUUCGGGAUCGAGUUCGUUCGGCUACUCGGACCAUGCUCCCUCGUACGAUGCUCGCUACGAACCGGCUACGACUGUCCGCAAGUCUGACUCUGCCUACUUCGAAAGCGAGCCCGUCUCUUUCCUUCAGAACGGCCGCUUGCAGCACUACCAGGUCGUCCGUGAUGCCACUGGCACAGAGAGCUUCGCCUACAAGCCCUCCCAUCACUCUUCUUCGGUUUCGGCAGAUCUCAAAGGCGCAUUCGAGGCUCGCACUGCUCGUCAGCGCAUGCCAGACACAUCCGAUCUGUUCGCUCCCCGCGAAUGGCAAGGUCGCCGUCUUGCUGCUUCCAAGUGGUCUGCUCACACUGCCGCCUCUUCGCAUGACAGCUCUGCCAUCUCGCCCAAGCUCUUACAAGAAGGCGAGCUUGCCAUCUCUGCCGCCUUUGCUCUGCCCACCGAGGGCUCAUCUAUGAAUGCCUAUAACAAGACUUCGAUCGGUACCAUUGGCGACCGCCGUCGUGCGACUGCCAAGCCGACUGCCUGA